AUGCCUCCAAGGAAGACACCGACAAGGGCUGCUGCCUCAGCAGCCGAUGCCGCUAGCUUUUUCCAUCGCGCUAAAAAACCGCAUAUUGCCGAACGAAUCGUUGCCGCCAAGAGGUCCCCUCCCUCCUCUCAGGAGCUCGCCAAGUCGGGGCCAAACUCUCAUUUAUACCUGACGCAACAGCAGCCGCCGAGAUCCGCGUCCAAGAGCAGCGAGAACGAUUCCGACAGUAGCCCUCCUUCAGAUCCACAGGAAGAUGGUUGCCACGGUCUCAGUACGCAGGUCUUAUGCGAGAUUGCUUCGGAUAAUUCAUGGGAUUCGCCAGAGGGAGAAGAUCGAAACGAGUGCGACGAUCUUUCGGCUGCCGUGCACCAUACUGCAUCGGCUGCUGUGCACCAUACUGCAUCGGCCCCAGCCCCCAAACUGUUCACAGAGAUAUUGCCUCCUGCGCCGGCCACCCCACGAAAGAGAACCAGUCCCAAGGUCGCGGCCACCCUGAGCAACAUUGAAGACGGAAUCCAUCAGGGCGAUCUUUCAGAAGGGGAGAAGACGCUCCGCCAAUUCGAUCUGUCUCCAAAGUAUGGGCCCUCUCUGGACGUGACCCGUCUUGAACGCUGGCAGCGUGCUUUUGAGUUGGGACUGAACCCUCCCCGGGAUGUCAAGGACUUGAUUCUCAUGCACAGUGCAUCGAAUACCUCUCUCUUUGCAGGACGUGUCUAA
Molecule: messenger RNA, 717 nt
Organism: Gamsiella multidivaricata
Lineage: Eukaryota; Fungi; Mortierellomycota; Mortierellomycetes; Mortierellales; Mortierellaceae
Product: DNA polymerase delta, subunit 4-domain-containing protein
Exons: 3
Coding region: 1-717 (238 amino acids)
Biological process (GO): DNA synthesis involved in DNA repair; DNA-templated DNA replication
Cellular component (GO): delta DNA polymerase complex
Molecular function (GO): DNA-directed DNA polymerase activity
Source: RefSeq, a predicted model, not a curated record